Molecule: messenger RNA, 540 nt
Organism: Naumovozyma dairenensis CBS 421
Lineage: Eukaryota; Fungi; Ascomycota; Saccharomycetes; Saccharomycetales; Saccharomycetaceae
Exons: 1
Coding region: 1-540 (179 amino acids)
Source: RefSeq, a predicted model, not a curated record
AUGGAACAUAAUUGCAUGUAUUUUAACAGCGGUUGUAAUCUAACUGGUAAUUUCAUGUGUGACCAAGGUAAAGCGUUCGAAUCUGCAAUCAGAGAAGGACAUGGCAAAGAGGCAAUUACUUGUGUCACUCAUUUGUCUAAGAAUUUAAUCAGGAACGCAAAGGGGAGAGUGAUAGAGGCAUUCCAGGCAGCAACCCACACACUUGAUCCGCAAGUAUAUGGGGAAUCUAUCAACGAAUUGAUAAAAAAAUUUCCAGAAAAUAAAAGGAAUUCCGGUAAUUCGACUUUCAAGAAACUCACUCAAAGCCCACGAUCCUUUUCCAGAUUGAAACGUGACUGCCCUCAUUGGGAAAUAUUUACUACAAAUCCUGUUGAACAAUCCCAUUCAAUUAUAAAGGUGUUGAAAAGAGAGAGUCUCGUGAACAUGAUAGUGAAUUUAACAUCCUGCCAAAUUAGUUGCCAUAAUAGACUUUUCCUGAACCCACAUUUUCAGGCUCCGCCGAUAUACCUUCCAUUGCUAAUACGUCCCCAUUUGAGUUGA